GUAGCGUUAAAGAGCCCUUGUCUUACAGGUUUUCCUACACAACCCCACACAUAAACACACGCAUGCUUUGACACACACAGCCACAGGGCGUGGAAAGCCUGGCCCUUUUUAUAGAGCUCUUCUUCCAGUCAGCCUGCCAUUCUGUCUGCUUCCAGGAAUGGGCCUAUGUCUUUGCUACUAAGGGUGUGUGUGUGUUCGCUUCAUUUGGUGUAGCCGUGCCCAUCGUCUCAGCUGCAGGCAACCGUCUCUCUAUCAAACACACUUAACACACUCAGGAUGGCAGGGGAGUGUGUACCUGAGGGUCCAGAUCUGGGAGACAUGAGCGAGGAGGAACUGUGGGAACUGAUCAACGACAACCGCCAUCGGAUCUCCUUGGGGGUGCGGCCAUGCAUCUUGAUCCCGUACCUGAGGCAGGCCAGGGUGCUUGCUGAGAUGGACGAGGAUGAGAUCCUCUCCAGCCACAACCUCACCAACCGCAGCAUGAGAACCAGUUAUAUGCUAGACUUGCUGAAGACCCAGGGGAGGAAUGGGGCUGUGGCUUUGCUGGAGAGCCUGAUGAUCCACUACCCCAUCCUGUACACCCAAGUCACUGGACGCAAACCCAGCACUGAGCCUUCAAGAUUUAGUGGCCUGAUAAAAUACUCCGAGCUGACAGAGUAUCUGGUCAGAGCCGUGACGGGAAUGCAGAAGGAGCUCCAGGAGGCACGCUGCGAGGCUAGUAAAAUGAGGUCUCACUGUGCCUCCCUGGAGUUGGAAGUUAGGCAGAUAAUGGGCCUGGAGGAGAAGUCCAGAGACCUACAGACUGAAAACGAACGCAUGCGGAGACACUUGUGUUCUUUGCAGCGUGACGUCACCAAGCUGAAGGAGGAAAAGUGUGAUUUGUAUAUGCGCUACACAGCAGCCAUCGAGGAGAAAUCAGCUGUAAACAUGCGCCUCCAUGACCUCAACCUGCAGAUAUAUCAGCUGCAGACUGAGCUGCAGAAGGCCCAAAUGGAGAAUGAGUUUCAGAAGAAAUGCUCACUCAGGAGUACCUCCCCCGCUGACACUCCGCAACUCCAAGAAGAAGUCAGGCGUCUGCGCUGCCAGCUGGUGAAGGUGGAAAAACUGGACCCAGCCCGUGAGGACAUCCUGGCCCAGGACCUGGCGGAGGCCAUAGACAGCCAGGUGGAGCUCGCAGAGCAGCUCAGGUGUUACAGAGAGGAGAAUGAACAGCUGCUCACAGACAAGCAAGGGCUCUUGGAUCAGAAGGAGUGCCUGAGCCUCCAGGUGCAGCAGCUGACCCUGGACUGUAAAAUGCACCAGCAGAAGAGCACAGUGAUUCAGAGCCAGAUGAAAGAACUGCAGGCAGAGAGAGACCAAGCGUACCUGUCCAGAGACGAGGCCCAGGCCAUGAUCGCCCGCAUCCUGGCUGAGAAGGACACCCUCAGGUGUCAGCUGGUGGAGCUCCAAGAGCAGGUCUUCAGCCUGCAGGCUAAAGGCAGCCCCAGAAGAGAACGGACAAAUUUUGAUAAGACAGAGAUGGACUGGGAGAGCCUGAGAUCCAGCUGUGAAGAAUCCAUAUCAUGUCCCAGGCGUAGACUCUGCCGCAUGGACGCAAUCAAUCCCAUGUCCCUGACUUCAGAGUGGGAAGAUUCUACGGCAAGUGUCCGAUCCCGAAAUCCCGAGCCCCCCAGUCCGGAGUCUUUCCGCAGAAGAGAGGAAGCUCUAUACACAGACAGCAGCUUGGACACAUUGGAUACGGACUCUCUAUGUGAAGACUUUGUGUUUAUCCCCGAUGUGGGGAGUGAAGACAAGCAGACACCCAGGCUUUUCUCGUGUAAAGGCUCCAGCAUUGAUGGCAGCGUGUCAAGAUCCUCUUACCCUCCCUUCCUGAUGCGUUCGCGUCCGAAAGCGAUACGCGUCAACGGCCGCGUUCUCAGCAUCUCCCUGCAGGGCGAGGCGCUGCUCAGUCAGCUGGCCGUGGUGGGAGGCAAUAAGACCGGAGUGUUUGUGCACCAGGUGACAGAAGGGUCCGCUGCCCAUACUGUGGGCAUCAGCCGCGGGGCACAGAUAGUGGAGGUCAAGUACGAGCAGAACCAGAAGGCUCUGAGGAUGGUGCUGGAGGAUUCCACUUUAGAGGAAGCUAUGUGGGCUCUUGGCCAAGUCACAGGCCUCUGUCACCUCUCCCUCCGGCCAAGGCAAGAUGACUAUGAGGCGCUGCUGCAGCAGCUGCAGAGCAGUGAGACAAUAUCCGGAGACUCCUUCUACGUACGUGUCAAUAUGUCUCUCUCUGCCGGCCCCAACGGAACCCUGGCCGUGUCCUGCAACGACAUCCUUCAUGUAACCAACACUCGGCCCGCUGGCACUGAGGACUCAUGGUGCGCCAGCCAAGUUCACCCCUGCCAGCUACUGGACCUCCAGAGUGGAACUGUACCCAACUAUUAUAGGGCACAGCGGCUUCUGAUUCGAGCAAUUGAAGACAUGAGCUUUCAAACAAAUAAGUCUCGAAAGGCUGGGCGUGUGGUGGACCAGAAUAAGCAGAAGGUAGUGAGAAUUGUUGGCACCGGACGUCAGGGAAGGAACCCACUGUGGGUCAGUGUGGAUGAGGAAAAUACCAAGAGCACAGAACCAUCAGGGGAUACAUCUGCACCCAAAAGUUGUCUUACCCUCAUGCCCUACAGCCUGGUCACCCCCCUCUUCCCACCCAUCUGCAGGCCUGUCCUGCUGCUGCCCACCAUCCUGGGACACAGCCUGAACAAGAAGCUGGCAGACUGGCAGGGCUUCGAGCUCUGUGAGCCUGAGGUGCUGAGCGCUAGCGAGCAUGCAGCCCGGCUGCAGAGGUCCGAGAUCCUGGAAGAGUUCGAGCAGGGAACCCACUGCUGCUACACCCUGCAGAGUGUCGAGAAAGUGAUGAAGAAGGGGAUUCACUGUGUGCUGCCGUUGGGGCUGGACUGCGUGCGGCGGCUGCACCGGGCCCAGAUCUACCCUAUUAUCAUCUUCAUUGGCCUGUCGGCGCGCACUGCACGGAAACUCAAGUCAAAGCUGCAGCGCCACAGCCAGUCGGAGGAGCGGCUGUUGGCUUGUUCAAAAAGCGAGGAGCCGCUGCUGGACAAGCUGCCCUGCCUGUAUCACAGCGUGGCUCCGGACUCCUGGAGCGACCAGGCCUCCCUGCUCACCCUCCUGCGCUCCAUCAUCUGGGAGGAGCAGAAGAAGAUCGUCUGGGUGGAGCAUGACCAGUGGUGAAGCAGAGGAAAAAGAAUCUUAGCAAACAGGAAGUAUGAAAAUAAUAGGGCUUUGUGUUAAUAUGAUGUUGAGAAUAGAUUUAGCUUUACAAGAACUAUUUUUGUAAACAUGAGUAUGUAUCUAUGAUACUUAUGAGUAACUGGGUGAAAGAAGGACUCUCAUGGAGUGCUGUCUACUGUACUUUUCUAAGCGUAUAAAGCUGCAUCAUUGUUCACUGUACCCAGAAACAGUUUCUGCUCUGUUGCCUCCCUUUUUGAGGCAUUUGUUUAAAGCCACACUGGUGUGAGGUGUCCACUAAAAAAACACACACAUACAGUAUGUCAUUAAGACACACUGUAAUAACUUAUAUGCACUUUAUCUCUACAAUAUGUUGUAGAUCAUUUCCCACUAUGGGGGAUUUUCUUUUAAUGUUCAUCUCUUGUGCUUGAUAAGAAUGCUAGUCUUUAUUUUAAUUAAUAUGAGACAGCAUUAUUAGGAGAAAAAAAGAUGUAACACACUGUAAAUAUCAGCCAACUUGCCUAUUGUUGCACAAUAGAUUGCACACGAUUUUAGAGGGAAACUGAGCUGCAGGGCUUGUGAUUAUAGUCGGUUGAAAUCUGUAGCCUGUGUGUCGUGUUCAUGACAGGGAUCUUACAGUUGUUGUCCCUUAAAUGAGCUCCGCUCUUUGUCCUCGUCUUUCUGUGUUUCUGGUUUGUUUUGUUUGAUUGUUAAUGAUUAAUGAUUGUUCCAAAUGUGUCUCACAUUACACAAUAA
Etheostoma spectabile (orangethroat darter) is the source of this 3975-nucleotide messenger RNA. RefSeq names its product caspase recruitment domain family, member 14 (gene card14). NCBI's taxonomy places the organism in Eukaryota, Metazoa, Chordata, Actinopteri, Perciformes, Percidae. The coding region runs from base 277 to 3222 and encodes 981 amino acids. Gene Ontology annotation, biological process: regulation of apoptotic process. The transcript is spliced from 20 exons. Gene Ontology annotation, cellular component: cytoplasm. The record is from RefSeq and is a predicted model, not a curated record. Gene Ontology annotation, molecular function: CARD domain binding.